AUGACCAUAGCCGAGUAUUCAAUACACGCUUAUCUCUCGCCGAUAAGCGCCCGACGUUACGGGAGCCCCGGCGAAAAUUCCUCCCCCGUCGCGUCGGCCCCUCGGCGAAUGAUCGACUCGCUUAUUAUUUGGCGUAGCUUACAUAAACGCGGCCAACGAGCGGAGAUCUCCCUUGCCCCCCUCGCGGAUCGCGUUCCCGUUGAGAGCGAUGAUGCUGAGCGGAGCAUCACGGGUCCAACUAAGCUGGACGUCGCGUACCUAGAUACGCGGCUAAGUAAAAAAGAGAAACCCAAGGAGUGUCCGUCUCAAGCCCCGCCCUGCGCGCGACACGCCCCCAAGAUCCUCGGCGGAAAGGUC
Iphiclides podalirius (scarce swallowtail) is the source of this 357-nucleotide messenger RNA. The record is from the annotation of a GenBank genome assembly. NCBI's taxonomy places the organism in Eukaryota, Metazoa, Arthropoda, Insecta, Lepidoptera, Papilionidae.